Messenger RNA from Dermacentor albipictus, 780 nucleotides. Its product is annotated as shematrin-like protein 1. NCBI's taxonomy places the organism in Eukaryota, Metazoa, Arthropoda, Arachnida, Ixodida, Ixodidae. The record is from RefSeq and is a predicted model, not a curated record. Gene Ontology annotation, molecular function: structural constituent of chitin-based larval cuticle. Gene Ontology annotation, cellular component: chitin-based extracellular matrix.
AUGAACGUGAAACUGCUCGUGUAUUGCUUUGUCGCAAAGACGUGUGCGCUGAAUCACCACGACUCCGCAAUUGGAUACCAGGGUCCCGGCUACAGUGGUUACGGUGGCUAUAACGCUCCUGCAGCCGGCACACCGUACAGAGGAUACAGUGACUACUCAGCACCACCACAGCCAUACAGCUUUGGCUACGACACGGCUGACGAGUUCGGCAACCGGCAGUUCCGUAGCGAACAAGGUGACUCCAACAACGUAAAGACUGGCUCGUACGGUUACACGGACGUCAACGGCCUCUACCGGCGCGUCAACUACAUCGCGGACGCCAACGGCUUCCGCGCCACUGUAGACACCAAUGAACCGGGCACCGCACCCGGAGCCAGCGCCGACGUUGUGUUCAAUGCGGCGCCCGUGGUCCCGCCCGUUCCUGCUGGGGCGGCAACACCUGCUGCGUACGGCGCCAGGGCAUCCGCUGGUUACAGCAACGCGUUUAGUGGAUAUGGUGAAAUCGGAUACAAUCCUGACGGCCGCCGUGGUGCUGGAGCCGGGUUUGGUGGUUACGGGCGCUUCGGCUACCCCCCUAGUGGAGCGGUAUUCGGUGGUUAUGCCAGCGGUGGACGCACUCCUUCUGGCUACGUUGCCGCAGGCUAUGCGGCAGGAACCCUUCCGCCGCGGUGGGCCGCUGCCUUGCGCAGGCCCAGCCUCGGCGACCAACUUUGGGUCAUCCAGCUGGCCCGCAAGGCGGCGGCGAGGCUACACCUCGACGUCCCCACGUGGGAGACCUAA